Molecule: messenger RNA, 1179 nt
Organism: Pararge aegeria (speckled wood butterfly)
Lineage: Eukaryota; Metazoa; Arthropoda; Insecta; Lepidoptera; Nymphalidae
Exons: 3
Coding region: 317-1063 (248 amino acids)
Source: RefSeq, a predicted model, not a curated record
UUGACAAAUAAAUAAAACCAACAAAAUUGUUAUGUUUAGCGUUCUUUGAUUGUAAAAUGUGCAUUAUUUGGAAUAAAUUGAUAAAAAUAUGUUAAUAUGAUCUAAAAUCUAAAUCCUAAGUCGUAUUGACACGGUUUGUAAAAAAUAUUCUUUACGAUGGUACAAUUAAGUUCUACACAUACAGAGAAUUAUUGCUAAUAAAUUAAAAUUUUGGAUAUUUUCAUUUGCUUGCCGGCAGAGUUGAGCCUGCGACCAGAAUCUCUAUGUAACACAGUAAAAUUGUUUAGAAUUUCUGGAAGUCUCUAGAUACUGUGGUAUGCCUGAAACUGAAAAGGCCAUUUGUGUUAUAGGUGCAGUAUGGACAUACACUGCUACAAUCACAUUGUUAAAACUAUAUGAAAAUAAUUUGGGAUUGUUGGAAACCCCUAAAAAGAAAACAAGGAUAUGGGUUGCCAUUUCUAAAAGUUUGAGAGAUUUCAAUAUUGAGAUGUCAGCUGAUCAAGUCAGAUGGAAGAUAAAUGCACUGACAAAAAGAUACAAACAGUGUGUAGAUAUAGGUCAACCAGUAAAAUUCAAAUAUUUUAAGGAAAUGGAUGAUAUUUAUGCAAAACACAAUUUAGAUUGUGAUACAUUUGUUUUAGGCGAUUGCAUUGACAAAAAAAAAUAUCAUCAACAUGGUAGUACAAACAAUUUCAAUCCACCAAUACAAAUAAACAGUGAAAGUAAAGUUAUGAUUGAACUGCGUAAAGCAAGAUUUGCAAAUAGAAUUGAGUCAGAUAGAACUCAAAGCAAAUUAUAUUUAGAGAAACAGUGGCUUGAAUAUCUAAAAGGGCAAGAACAGGAGAGGUUAUUGCAAGACAAGUUAUUUGUCCAAAAUCUAAAGUUAAGGGAAGAAGAGUUGGACUUGCGUAGGCAAGAGUUGGAAAUAAAGGAAUCUGUGGAAUUACGAAAGUUACUAAUAAAGGAUAGAGAACAAGAUGAAUUGUUAAGAAUUGAAAAGGAAAAAUGUGAAAUGCUGGAACAGUUUCUUCAUAACAAAGAUGAUAAUUUGGUUCCACAUUAAUCUGAAAAAGUGUCAAGUUUAAAAGUUUCAGUCAGUGUUUAUAAUGUUGCACACAAAUCUCUAAUUCAAGUCAAAAGUAGUGCCAGCAGGCUUGUCAAUUAUAUUUUUUAAACCUG